AUGGAUUGUGGCUUAAUUCCUGAUUAAAAAGCAAUUAUUAACAUGUAUAUAGCUUUAGAAACAGAUAAAAAUAUAGGAGGAGUAUGUGGUUUUAUGGGAAUAAAAUUUUAAGAUGUAUAUUCAGAAGCUAUAAUAAGAACUUAAAUGUACGAAUAUAAUAUGGGUCAUAUGUUAGAUAAACCUUUUGAAUCUUUAUUUGGAUAUAUAUAAGUUUUACCUGGCGCAUUUAGUGGAUAUAGAUGGGAUGCAUUAAAAAGAGAUGAUGAUGGUGAAUGUAUUUUAGAUGAAUAUUUAAUAAGUGAAUUAGAUCCUGAUAUUAUUUUAACUUUAGAAUAAAAGAAUAUGUUUUUAGCCGAGGAUAGAAUUUUAUGUUUAAAAAUUUUUUCUAAAAGAAAAAAGGCCUAUACAUUAAGAUAUCUUCCAAAUGCAAAAGCUAGAGUAGAUCCAAUUACACAUUUAAUGGCCUUAGUGGGAUAAAGAAGAAGAUGGAUUAAUGGUUCAUACUUUGCAUUAAAAAAGCUUUUGAAAAAUCAAGCUAUGACAUAUAUAUCAGUCGCAUUAUUUUUUGUAAUUGUAUUUAUUAUGGUUAUGACAUCAGUUACUUAAGUUACUUUAAGUGGAUAUUAAUAAGGGCAUGAUCCUAUAUUUUAAAUAUUUGGGACAACAGUUUUUAUAACUCUUUAUAUUAUGAGUAUUUUAGGAAUUAUGUUUUACUCAAUUUCAUUUAAUAAUCAAAAUCAUUAAGUUUAAAGAAAUUUUUAUAAAAUAUCAACUUUUUUAGGAAUAAUAAUGAUUGUUGCUGUAUGUCUUAUGACUUAUUAUAUUAUUGAAAUAGCUUAUUAUAUGGUUUAGAAAUAUUUAUUGCAUGCUUCAAUUACAGAAUUAAGUAAUAUUGGUAUAUUAACAGAAUGGGAAGAUGGCAUUUUGAAAACAAUAUUUUGUGGACUAGUAGUUUUUGGAUUUUUAUUAAAUUUAGUACCAAUUUUAAUAUAUCCUACAAGAAUUUUAGAAACAAUGAAAUGUACUUUUGAUUUUAUUGCAUAUUAAGCGACAUAUGUACAUUUACUUUUAGUUUAUGCUAUAUGUAGAAUAGAUGAUUUAUCAUGGGGAACAAAAAAUACAG
Ichthyophthirius multifiliis is the source of this 1123-nucleotide messenger RNA. RefSeq lists its product as hypothetical. The transcript is spliced from 6 exons. The record is from RefSeq and is a predicted model, not a curated record. Gene Ontology annotation, molecular function: chitin synthase activity. Gene Ontology annotation, cellular component: cell septum; cell periphery. The annotation marks the transcript as partial. Lineage: Eukaryota; Ciliophora; Oligohymenophorea; Hymenostomatida.